Penicillium verhagenii is the source of this 1197-nucleotide messenger RNA. RefSeq lists its product as uncharacterized. Gene Ontology annotation, molecular function: four-way junction DNA binding; crossover junction DNA endonuclease activity; ATP hydrolysis activity. Gene Ontology annotation, cellular component: Rad51B-Rad51C-Rad51D-XRCC2 complex; replication fork; Rad51C-XRCC3 complex. The coding region runs from base 1 to 1197 and encodes 398 amino acids. Gene Ontology annotation, biological process: reciprocal meiotic recombination; DNA repair; meiotic DNA recombinase assembly. The transcript is spliced from 5 exons. NCBI's taxonomy places the organism in Eukaryota, Fungi, Ascomycota, Eurotiomycetes, Eurotiales, Aspergillaceae. The record is from RefSeq and is a predicted model, not a curated record.
AUGAGCCAAAACAACCUCCGGCGGCCCUUCCGCCCCAACGUCCAAAACCAGCCACCUGUAGCUGCGUUCUCGGCGUCGCAGUCUAUCGAUGGAUCGGGGUUUGCCAAGGGGUCUGUCCCGACGGGAAUGGUGCGCCUUGAUCGGGCGCUGGAUAACACCGCUGCUGCUCAGGGCCGGCAUGGAGGGCUCCUGCGUGGUCAGAUAACGGAGGUAUAUGGGCCACCGGGUGUGGGAAAGACUUCGUUAGCGUUGACUGUUGCAUCAACUACGCUCCGCCGAGGCGGAAAAGUCGUCUGGAUCGACACAAGCUCCCCAAUUCCAAUGGGCCGACUCAAAGCAAUGACCCCAUCAGAAUUUCUUCCAAACCUCAUCCACAUGCGCACCCCAACUCUCCCCCAUCUAAUGGCCGUCCUAGCCCACCCGCCAAACGGCUUCCCACCCCAAGGCACUGACGUCCUAAUAGUCGACUCCGUCUCCUCAGUGUUCCCCCCCUACUUCAUCAACGCAUCAGAGUUAAAAGACCGACACGCCAAAGGCAAAAUCACCGAUAAACUACAGCUACAAUUUCUUCUAAACCGGAGGUGGAACGUCACAUCCGAACUAGCCUCCCAUCUCGCUGCGCUCUCAAACCGCGGCAUGGCCGUGCUAGCUAUUAACCAGACACACACGAAGAUCAAGGGCCAGCCGCGUGCGACGUUGCAGCCUUUGCUUUCGAGUGGGGGGUGGGAUAAGAUCGUCUUGUCAAGGAUAGUUAUGUACCGCGAUUUUCCUGAUCGGCGAUAUAUGGAAAUUACCAAGAGGGGCGGGAAGUGGUUUCCUGUCAGGAUGAGCGAGACGGUUAUCUCGUUUGAGAUUGGGAAGGAGGGUCUUCGACAGCCUAGUGAGGUGGUCGAUUUGCAGGAGAGACUCGAUCGUUUAAAAAAUGCUGUGCCGUUAAGGCAGACUCAGGCUACGUCGACUCGGCCUGUGCCUACUGGUACUCAGACUAGGGCUGUUCAGCCCACGCCUCCUCGGUUUAUGCCUAUUCAGCCCACGUCUACUCAGCCUACGCCUGCUCAGACUACGCCCGCUCAGACUACGCCUAUUCAGACGACGCCCAUUCAGAAUACGCCCAUUCAGCCGACGCCUACUCGGAAACGCAAAGCACUCGACGAAAUUGCGGAUAGUCAAGACGAGGAGUCGGAUGAAUAUGACUGA